AUGAGGAUUUUUAUCACCGUUCUCCUAUGGCUCGCAGAGAUGCACAGAACCGCAACUGCUCUGACGCUACGCGGGGAAUUUCCGCGCAGCCCCCGUAUCAACCUCUUGGAGCUAGAGUCGACUAGGUGGGAGGCAACUGCAGACACGGUGUCUGCCAAGACGGCGCCAUCAUCCAACGCAAAGCUGGAGCUCAGCGAUCUCAAGGAUAACGUGGACUUCCACAUGAACCACCUUAGCGAAGCGCUCAAGGAGAAACUCAGCAACGCGAUCGAAGUAGUUGAUCCGGUGGAAAUGGAACGCCUCAAGGAUGCUUGCGACAAGGUCGAAAACAGAAUCAGGGAUUUGCAGGCGACCAUCAAGAGCAAGUGCGACGAAGAGGAGGAAAUCGUGAAUCAACAAAGCGGAGAUCAUGAAAGUGCCGAGCUGCAUGGCGCUGUAGAAUCGGCGAAAAAACGGCUAAAGAGUUUCGUAGACGAUGGUAUCAAAGAGAUCGGGGAGAAAUUGAACAACCUUUUCGCCGAGUUCACCGUUUCGGAAACUGAGGAUGCUAAUAAAACGCGUGACGGCGAUGUCAACGAAAACGCAAAGGGCGCAGGUGCGGCGACAGGAGAUAAAAGCGUAAAAGAGAUGCCCGAUGCGGAAAAGCCUCUUAGCAAAAGCAUGAUUCAAGUCAGCGGCGAUAGUGCGUAUGAGGAAAGUGGAAGCAUCAUACCUAAAAACCAAAUAUCGGACAACACCGUGAAAGAAGGCAAAGUCGCUAGUAAGCAAAACGUGAACCCAGGAGGAGGCCAAAUGGGUGUUCCCAAGUCCAACGCCAGUAAAGACGUCAAACAUGCAGAAGUCGCUGGGAAUGCCAGUGAUGCGUUAAAAGGGCAAUCUAAUCUAGUAAAUUCCAAAAACCAAAGUUCUAAUAUAAUCCGUGGUGAAGUUAAUGGCAACCACGAUGACAAACGUGCUCAUACCACAAGUGAAGCAGGAGCCGCUACCAAUGUAACAGGAAACACCGCUAUGACAAACGGUGUUACACAGCACCAGGGGAGCCCUGAUAAGCCAAAUAACAUUGAGGCGGUACAGAGUAAAGAGGCUGGAGAAAACGACGACCGGCGCAAGGCGGGAGCGUCGGAUAACGCCAAGUCGGCACCCGCUCCCAAGUCAGAGGCAGAGCAGGCUUCCAAGCUGGCCAAAGUGCCGCCCGCAGCCAUCACAAGAACAGUAAAUCAGUAUCUGCAGACACUGAACUCGGAAGCUGACAAACUCGUCACCGAUAUUCAGUUGAAGUUACAUCGGACUAAGACCUAUUAG
Molecule: messenger RNA, 1302 nt
Organism: Babesia bigemina
Lineage: Eukaryota; Apicomplexa; Aconoidasida; Piroplasmida; Babesiidae
Exons: 1
Coding region: 1-1302 (433 amino acids)
Source: RefSeq, a predicted model, not a curated record